UCCAGUGGAGGAAGGUUUAAACUGGGAUUCUUCAAUGCUACGGGAAGCGAAUUUAGCGAAAGCCCCAAAAGAAGAUGGCAACCUUGAGGUAUGGAAUACUACCGGAUACGUUUAUUGGAGUACAAAAUGUGUUGAGAAUUCGUCGUCUACAAAUCGUACUGUGAAGCUCAUGGAUUCUGGAAACCUUGUCUUAAGGGAUGAACAGUUGGCGAAGAGUCUUUGGGAGAGCUUCCAAAAUCCAACGGAUACAUUUCUUCCAGGUAUGAAGAUGGAUAAACACCUCGAGUUGAUUUCAUGGACAGGUGAUGGUGACCCGGGAAAAGGGAAUUUCACGUUUAAGCAAGAUCAAGAAGGA
Messenger RNA from Corylus avellana, 355 nucleotides. Lineage: Eukaryota; Viridiplantae; Streptophyta; Magnoliopsida; Fagales; Betulaceae. The record is from RefSeq and is a predicted model, not a curated record.